Messenger RNA from Anopheles stephensi (Asian malaria mosquito), 4374 nucleotides. Its product is annotated as probable cytochrome P450 4ac1. NCBI's taxonomy places the organism in Eukaryota, Metazoa, Arthropoda, Insecta, Diptera, Culicidae. Gene Ontology annotation, molecular function: iron ion binding; heme binding; monooxygenase activity. The transcript has 6 exons. The record is from RefSeq and is a predicted model, not a curated record. The coding region runs from base 377 to 1918 and encodes 513 amino acids.
AACUGCUCGCUCUUAUUAGCAAGCACUCAAAUCCAUCCCAACACAUCUAACCUCCGUGCAUCGUUUGAUCUAUCGGUGCAACUUUCGACCCGGCAAAGCAAAGCGCACCUCCCCCCGAUUAUAUGGUGAUUAUUAGGUGCCGGACUACGGUUCGCCCCACGAGGCGCGUGGGGGUACACUCAGCACAUGGCACACUUCAUUAUACACUUCCUCAAUUGCUGUGACCUGUUCGCGCCGAUCGACAUCGUUCAAUCGUUCUAGGAUCUGAGCGUGAUCGUUAUUGCACGUAUCACGACAACAGGUAUUGGGUUCGGUGCGACCCCAGCCACGGCGUUAGUAGCGUGCCACCGUUCUAAACGAGCGCACUCGACCAAAGAUGCUGCUCCCGGUUCUGGCAUUCAUCCUCGGCAGCUGCCUUGCCGUGCUGCUGGUGCGCGAUUAUCAGUCGAAGCAGACGGAUGGUUUCCGGGCUGCCAAGCGCUAUCCCGGCGGCCGGAUCGUACCGGUGCUGGGGAACGUACUGGAGCUGCUGUUCAAAAAUCCCGUGCAAACGUUUGCCUACGCCCGUGCAAAUGCGGCCCGCUACGGUGGGUCGUACCGGCAGUGGAUCGACGGCAGGGUGAUACUGAACGUGACGCGCAUCAAGGAGGCGGAGAAGAUACUCGCCAGCACGCAGCACACGCGCAAAAGCAUCCUGUACAAGUUUCUCCAUCCGCUCAUGGGCGACGGGUUGCUGUGCAGCAGGGGUGCCAAGUGGCAGCAACGGCGCCGCAUACUCACGCCGGCAUUCCACUUCCACAUACUGCCCAAGUUUCUGACCAUCUUCCAGGAGGAAAGCGACAAGCUUGUGCAGCAGCUGGAACGGUUUGCUGAUGGCACGCAGCACAUCGUGCUACAGUCCGUCGUGACCAGCUUCGCGCUGCACACCAUCUGCGAAACGGCCAUGGGUGUGAAGUUGGACGCGUACGACGAGGCGGACCAGUACAAGGCGAAGGUGUACGAGGUGGGUGAAAUGCUGGUCCACCGCACCAUGUCGCCCUGGCUGUACAGCGACCGGGUGUACCGGCUGCUGGGGUACGAUGGACCGCUGACCAACUCAUUGAAACCCAUACAUCGCUUCACGCGUAGCAUCAUACACCAGCGGCGACAAAACUUCCAGGCACAGCCCACACUCGAUCCCGACAGCGAAGACAACAUGUACUUUGGCAGCAAGCAGCGGUACGCCAUGCUGGACACGUUGCUGGCGGCCGAAGCAAAGCAACAGAUCGACGAGGAAGGCAUCCGGGAGGAGGUGGACACGUUCAUGUUCGAAGGGCACGACACAACGGCCGCCGCCAUUAUGUUUACCCUCGUGCUGCUAGCGAUCGAGCAGGACGUACAGGACCGCUGCUAUGCGGAGCUGGCGGACUUGCUGAACCAUUCCAAGGAGGCGCCCACGACUGCCGCCGGCUCCGUGCGCCUUUCGGUGCAGGAUUAUCAACAGCUGCCGUAUCUGGACCGUGUGAUUAAGGAAUCGUUACGGUUGUAUCCACCGGUGGCGUUCAUCUCACGCACUACCACCGGAGAGCUGGUCGUGGACGGUACAAGCUUCCCGCACAACACCAUCACGCACGUCCACAUUUACGAUCUGCAUCGGGAUCCGGCACAGUUCCCCGACCCGGAACGUUUCGACCCGGACCGCUUUCUGCCGGAGGUGGCGGAAAAGCGCAACCCGUACGCGUACGUACCGUUCAGCGCUGGGCCACGGAACUGUAUCGGGCAGAAGUUUGCUCUGCUCGAAAUCAAAACGGUGCUGGUCGCGCUGCUGCACCGCUUCCGCCUGCUGCCGGUGACGCGCCGUGAGGAGAUUGUGUUUAUGGCCGAUCUGGUACUGCGCGCUAAAACUCCGCUGAAGGUGCAGCUGGCCCGGCGGCAAUAGGGCGUGGUGUUGUGGGGUUGCUUUCUUAAACUCCCUUCAAUGUUCCUGGGUCCUUCAGGAGCACUCUCUCUCUUUCUCUCUUUCUCUCUCUCUCUCGUUGCCCUAGCAACCUCUGGCUUACUAGACUUAAUGAUACCUCUUAGUUGGAUAGUCAGUGCUCACUACUGAGGAACGAUCCGGAUGAGGUUUUGAACCCCGGUUCUGCCGUGUGAAGACCGGCCCUCAGAGUAGCAAUAAAAUGGUUGUGGAGAAGUGGUGGCUCACACCACUCACAUUCGGUACUAAUGAAACGAUGGGCCCCGGUUUUUUGUCCAAUAGUUUGUUGUAGUCAGCUGACAAUCAAUGACUCCCGGCGGAACCGAUCGCUAUCGUUGUUGCCCUAUUUCCGUUCCCACGCCGGGCCGCCCUGACCUACGGUAGUACCGGGCUGUUUACAAAUAAGGCAUCUCAUCAACUUCAACGGUGCGGCGCAUGAGUCUUAUCGGCAACGCCUUCGUCUAGCACGCAACAGCCGGUGCUUUUGGUUCGACCUGAUGCAUUCAGUAAUCGACAUGGCAUCCGGGUGGAGUGUAGCAGCAAUCGUCAGUUCGCAAGUGCCACCGUCCACGCUCCUGCUGCUGCCCGGUCUGUUGCUGCUCUCGCUUUUCAUCGCCUGGAUCGUGUGGGAUGUGAUCGAUAGGCGUGGUGCGACGUAUGUCUCCUUCCGGCAGUUUCCAGGCCCUGCCGCAUGGCCACUGAUCGGCACGAGUUACAACACGCACGGACUGGAUGCGGCCACCACGUUCGAUGCGUUCCGUCGCUGGACCCAACAGUACGGUGGGUCGUACCGGCUCUGGCUCAACAGCUACCUGUUCUCGCUGAACAUCACGCGAUGCCGGGAGGCGGAACCGUUCCUGAGCGGGGGGCGCAACACGGACAAGAGCGUGCUGUACAACUUUCUGCAUCCGUUCAUCGGGAUCGGUCUGCUGAACAGUGCCGGUGCCAAGUGGCUCCAGCGGCGACGCAUCCUGACGCCGACCUUUCACUUCCACAUCCUGACCGGGUUCCAUCGGACGUUCUGUGAGGAGAGUGAAAAGCUGGCGGUCAAAAUCGACUCCCAGCGGUUGCUGGAGCCGGCGGUGGAGAUUGACCUGCAGUCGGCAAUGUCCCAGCUAACGCUGAACACUAUCUGCGAAACUUCGAUGGGCGUGAAGUUGGACUCGCUGGACGGUGCUCGGGAGUACCGGGAAGGUAUCUACCGGGUCGGCACCAUGAUGCUUAACCGUGCCAUCCGUCCGUGGCUGUACGUGGACUGCAUCUACUGGCUGCUGGGAUACGCGCGUCAGCUGCAGCGCUUGCUAAAGCCACUGCACCACUUCACCAACCGCAUCAUCGCCCAGCGCCGUGAACUGUUCGAGGCAGGGAAGCUGAACGAUCUCAGCACACGGACGGAUGGCGCGCAUGACGUACUGUACGGGCCCGGCCCGGGUGGAAGCCGGAAGCGGUACGCCAUGCUGGACACACUGCUGGCGGUCUGAUCGAUGCCGACGGCAUUCGGGAGGAGGUGGAAACGUUCACCUUCGAAGGCCACGAUACAACCGCAUCUGCGCUCACCUUCAUCUUGCUAACCCUAUCCUGGGAGCCCGCAGUUCAGGACCGGCUCUAUCAGGAGGUGCGGCAACUGCACACCGACAAGGGCACGGCGGCGCCCGACGAGCAUCUGGCGCCAAACGAUCUAGCCUCGCUGAAGUACUUCGACCGGGUGAUCAAGGAGUGUCUGCGACUGUGGCCACCGGUCACAUUCAUUUCGCGCACCGUUACGGAGAAGAUUGUGCUGCCGGACGGCCGUACCAUACCGCAGGGUUGCAUCGCCAACCUGCACAUCUUCGAUCUGCACCGCGAUCCGGCCCAAUUCCCCGACCCGGAACGGUUCGAUCCGGAUCGCUUUCUGCCGGACCGGGUCGCGGCACGCAACCCGUUCGCUUACGUACCGUUUAGCGCGGGCCAGCGGAACUGCAUCGGGCAGAAGUAUGCGCUGCUGGAGGUGAAAACCGUGGUCGCCUAUCUGGUGCUGCGCUAUCGCAUCCUGCCCGUAACGCGACGGGAAGAGAUUCGCUUCAUCGCGGAUCUGGUGCUGCGUGCGUCCAGCCCGCUGAAGGUUCGCUUCGAGCGAAGGAGUGCGUGAUAAGAGUCGUGUGUGGGGGUGUGGGGGGAGUGUGUUAUCAUGCAGGUUUGUUGUUUGCGGUACGGCGCGAGAGAACGCGGUCAGCGGCCCGCUGAUAAUGACAGCGGCUGGUCGGCCGGCAAACACGUAGGACGAAACUGCAGGGUGCAGAGCGUGGGGAGAGGAGGGUUGAUUAUCAGCUGCUGUUGACAAACAGUCGCAAUUUACUUCUGCACUUGGGGCACAUCGCUUUAGUCCACUGUUGGGUAGUAUGCGGGAAACAAAUAUAGCCCAAACUUACUCAUAAAUUCAA